GUGGCCUGUGAGAGGUGACGGGUCCCGGGUGCCGGUAAGGGCCAGGAAGGUUAGCGCGCAGUGAAGGUCUCACUGAAGGUCUCUGCGAUGAAUCGCGCACUGAGUAGAGUGUCAGCUCUUCUGCUGCGGUCCAGGCCGGGCUGCCGGUGGGAGAGCCAUGCCAGCGGCACCCCGGAGUACGUGGAGGGGCUGGUGAAGAAGAAUAAGGUGGUGGUGUUUAUUAAGGGCACCCCGGCCCAGCCCAUGUGCGGAUUCAGUAACGCGGUGGUGCAGAUUCUCCGCAUGCACGGGGUGGAGGGCUAUGCGGCCUACAAUGUGCUGGAGGACCAGGACCUCAGGCAAGGGGUAAAGAGUUUCUCAAAUUGGCCCACCAUACCUCAGGUUUAUUUGAAUGGAGAGUUUGUAGGUGGAUGUGAUAUUCUACUUCAAAUGCAUCAAAAUGGCGACCUGGUGGAAGAAUUCAAAAAGCUUGGAAUUCGCUCUGCUCUUCUAGACGCAGAGUCCAGCCAGGAGGAGAAGAAGUAAGGCAAUGGGUGCGUAAUGAACUGUUUGUAUAACAGAAGGAUUGUGACCAGCCUACUGACACCGGAAAAGCCUUAUGUGUUAUGUGAAGAGGCACAGCUGAUAAUGACAAACUCUGCUAAAGUGGAAGAUCUGUCUAAAUCCUGGAAUUUAAAAAAACGUUUCACGGGUUGGUUUGUUUAAAUUACCGUACCCAGCCAUGAAUGGAUUUAAAGUCUGUAAUAUAUUUAGAAAAUGACCACUGUUCUACAAUGUUUAUCACACUAGAAUGUAUUGUAAACAAUAAAUAUAUUGAAUUAUUAUAUCGAUUACAAAA
Pelobates fuscus (common spadefoot toad) is the source of this 838-nucleotide messenger RNA. RefSeq names its product glutaredoxin 5 (gene GLRX5). The transcript is spliced from 2 exons. Gene Ontology annotation, cellular component: mitochondrial matrix. The coding region runs from base 88 to 525 and encodes 145 amino acids. Lineage: Eukaryota; Metazoa; Chordata; Amphibia; Anura; Pelobatidae. The record is from RefSeq and is a predicted model, not a curated record.